Entrophospora sp. SA101 is the source of this 633-nucleotide messenger RNA. The record is from the annotation of a GenBank genome assembly. Lineage: Eukaryota; Fungi; Glomeromycota; Glomeromycetes; Entrophosporales; Entrophosporaceae.
AUGGAAAAUGUUAAAGACCUUACAGAAGUAGUGAUUAAUGAUGUCCCUAAUGAUGACGAAAUAGAAACUUUAAGUAUUAGCAGUUAUGUUAGGGAUCAUGAUGACGGAAUAGAAGAUACAAAAGAAACAAUAACUGAUUAUCAUGAAAAAAUUUUCAGCUUUAAUAUAAAAAAAGAAUUUAAUAUUAAGCCUGGAAAGACAAUUAAAUGGCUGGUUUUGGUAGAUAGUGAUGAUUGUUGUUUAAAUAUUAAUGUAAAAGCUCAAAAGUUCACCAAAAAAUGGGACACACUUGAUGAAUUUGUUGUUAAAACUAAGAAUAAUUAUGCCCAUUGUAAAUUAUUAGAAAAUGAUGAUUUAUGUUUUGCAACUAAAGAACAUUUACAAAUUUUAUCAUUUAAUGACAAGAAAAUAUUCACAAAGUAUAUUAGAAAAGAAGAAGAAUCUGUAGAAUUUUUAUCAAACAAUGUUAAAAAGAAGAAUGAUGAUAAUGACAAUGAUGUUGAAACUAAUAUAAAUAAUUCUGAACAAUUUGAAAAAGGAAUUGUUAAAGCAAUUGAAGAUAAUCUUAAAGUUGGUUUUGAGAGUCAAAUGAAACUUUUAAUGGAUGAGAUUAAAUUAUUAAAAAAACAAUGA